ACAUUGUAUGCUUCGCGAUGCGCAUGUGCGCCGCUAACUCAUUUCUUGCGGAGCUUCAACGAUAGUCCACUGGACUCGAGUGGGUUUAAAACACAUGAACAUCUAAUAUCUGAUCCACACCUUCAAACCCCAGCCCACAGGUCUUGAUCUAUGGAUGCUUAAGUCCCGAUCUAUGGAUGUUUAGGUUGUUGCUGGAAGACGGAAGUCGUGCACCAUUCCUCUGUUCUCUCAGCUCUUAGGUGUUUCUUCAGGAGGGAAACUUUGCGAGCUUUUACCCGAUCGGCGCAUGAUUUCUUCAUAACCUGAUACACGCAUAUCAACUAAAGAAACGCUGAAAGGAGUCUCACAAGAAUGUCUGGCAUUGCACUGAGCCGCCUUGCCCAGGAGCGCAAGGCCUGGCGGAAAGACCAUCCUUUUGGGUUUGUAGCCGUACCAACCAAAAACCCAGAUGGGACGAUGAACCUGAUGAAUUGGGAGUGCGCCAUUCCUGGCAAGAAAGGGACGCCCUGGGAAGGCGGGCUCUUCAAGCUGCGUAUGUUAUUCAAAGACGACUACCCCUCCUCACCGCCCAAAUGUAAAUUUGAGCCCCCCCUGUUCCACCCCAACGUCUACCCGUCGGGGACAGUGUGCCUCUCGAUCCUAGAGGAGGACAAGGACUGGAGGCCGGCCAUCACCAUAAAGCAGAUCUUGUUAGGCAUCCAAGAACUGCUAAACGAGCCAAACAUCCAAGACCCAGCCCAAGCAGAGGCCUACACGAUCUACUGCCAGAACCGAGUGGAGUAUGAGAAGCGGGUGCGAGCACAAGCCAAGAAGUUCUCCCCGUCAUAGAGGCCUCAGACGGGGGCCUCGGACGGGGGCCUCAGACGGGGGCCUCAGACGGGGGCCUCGGACGGGGGCCACUGGAGGGCCACAUUCGAGGGCCGCUGCUGUUACUGAAUGUGCUCCUACCACAUCUGGACUCAAGGACUUCCCUCGAGCUGGGACGCCCCCCUGGGGGACCCCCCCCAGGGGCUGGGGGGGGUCCCCUGGCUCUCUUCCUUCAUGGUUUAUUUCUCUGCGGUCUCAUCAACGUGUCGGAGUACGGCGGUCCCAGGAGAGCGUCUGCGUCCCGGGAGACUUCAGGCUUGUAGUUUUUUGCUUUUGUUUCACAGGGUCUGUUCCUUACCCCCCCCCCCCCCCCCCCCCCCCUCCCUGUAUAUUCCAGGAUUUUAAUGUAAAAUUUGCUAUUACUUCAUUGUCAGUAUUCCGACUGCUGUAUAAUGAAUGGCACUUUUAUACUGUGGUAUGUCGCUAGUGUCUCCAGGGGGCGCUGUGGACUCUGGGCAGGUUUUCUAUUCAGCAUGCUGUAAUAUAAGAUAGAAUCUGCUGCCUUGUCUUUUGUUACGGAGUGUUGCUCUGUAGCAGACUCUAUGUUUAUAUGGUGCUUUGUUCAUGUACGUGUUGGAGUAAAUAAACUGUUUCUACAAAGUUA
Gadus macrocephalus (Pacific cod) is the source of this 1471-nucleotide messenger RNA. It is a transcript of the gene ube2ib, whose product is annotated as ubiquitin-conjugating enzyme E2Ib. Gene Ontology annotation, biological process: protein sumoylation. The transcript is spliced from 7 exons. Gene Ontology annotation, molecular function: SUMO conjugating enzyme activity. Gene Ontology annotation, cellular component: nucleus. The record is from RefSeq and is a predicted model, not a curated record. The coding region runs from base 352 to 828 and encodes 158 amino acids. NCBI's taxonomy places the organism in Eukaryota, Metazoa, Chordata, Actinopteri, Gadiformes, Gadidae.